This is a messenger RNA of Styela clava, 4179 nucleotides long. RefSeq names its product protein dispatched homolog 1-like. NCBI's taxonomy places the organism in Eukaryota, Metazoa, Chordata, Ascidiacea, Stolidobranchia, Styelidae. Gene Ontology annotation, biological process: smoothened signaling pathway. The record is from RefSeq and is a predicted model, not a curated record. Gene Ontology annotation, cellular component: membrane. Gene Ontology annotation, molecular function: transmembrane transporter activity.
AGAUAAAAUUGUUUAUAUAAACAUGAAAAGUAAGGCUGAAACAAAAUCAUUCGUCGGAAUGCAUUAUCUGUUAACUGAAUACAAGUGAAUGGGAAUUAAUAUGAAAUUCGACUCAUAUCUGAGUGAUUUAUGACGUCCAUUCUGGAUGAUAUUACAGCUUCUGCUGUUAUUUGCAGUAUUUAAAGUGCCUCUGAACGACUUUUCUCCACCAUCUCCUAGACAUGGAGGAAAAGUCAGAUGAAGAAGUUGCUAGAGUUUUAAAAUCUGUUGAGGAACGUCGGCGCAGAAGAAAAGAACAAGAAAAAAAUGUUGACUGGUAUUCAUGGCUUGUUGCUGAUCAUCCAUAUUUAGUUUUAUUUCUAUGCGCUUUCCUAAUUUGUGGAUGUGUCAUUGUCUCUGUCUGUUACGUGAAACCCCCCGACUUCAGUGAGCCAUCGAAGGGAUUUGAAGUUCGUGGUACGCCAUUAUCAGAUAGAGUUGUAGCUUGGAAGAAUUUAUAUGACAAUACCGGUUUCAAUCAUACUUUAUCAACUUAUCCAACUUUGUAUGCAAGAAGACUUUCUGAAGUCAGAAAAUCGGAUAACAAAAGAAAAGUUAAAAGAAGGAAUAAAAAAGCUGGAAAAAGAAAUAGGAAUAAAAUAAAAGUUAGAAACAAGAGAGAUGUUGUGUCAUAUACUUGGAAUUUUACAGAAAAAUAUUUUUGUCACAAUCCAAAACCUUCCUAUGCGAGAAUGAUAAUGGAAAUCAAAGAUGAAUCCAAAACAUUGUGGAGUGUUGCAGGAUUGAGAUCGAUCUGCAAAGCUGAAAAAUCUCUCUUAGCACACGUGUCAUAUUCUGAUGUUUGCACCCACUUGGAUGCUUCAACGUGUUGUCCAACCCUAUCUCUUUCCAACUAUGUAGCAUUUUUAUCUGGUCUUCCAAAAUGUGAAGAAAUAAAAGACACAAACCUACACAAAAUAUCAGGACUUCUAAGAGAUUGUGCACCUUUUUAUUCAAAUAAUUCAUUAACUAGUUAUUGCUGGGAUAUGAGAGCUGAAGCAGAUUCUAGAAGUGCUAAUUUAUGCCCUGAGAUUCCUCGGAAAUGUGUUAAAUAUGAUGCAGUAUUUUCUAUUUUUCACUACCUCACUGAUACAAAUUUUCUUCAAAAUAUUCUUCAAGAAGAUAACCUAGAUUUUCAAUUGUCACGUACUGCAGUAUUUUUACCUGCUCUCAAGGGGGGCAAACAUUUAGCUCAGUUGUAUUAUCAAAGCUUUAUGUCACCACGAUUAGGUGAUGGUUCUAUGGUUAAAGUUACUGGUAUUGAUUUUGGUUUGAAAGAUAGAGUGUUUGAUGAUGCUUUGAAAAAUGAUGGUAUUUACCCCAUUGUCGCCAUGGUGUUAGUAAUGCUUAUCAUUGUUAUUUAUACUGGUUCAGUUUUUAUCACUCUAAUGAGCAUUAUAGCGUCUGUUAGUUCUCUUUUCAUGUCUUACUUUCUUUAUUCCGUUAUAUUUGAAUUUUCUCACUUUCCAUUCAUGAAUUUGACUGCAAUAAUGGUGAUGGUUGGUAUUGGUGCUGACAAUGUUUUAGUAUACUGUAGUGCAUGGAAGACUUAUAAAGAAAGAGACAAUCUAGAAGCAGGUUUUUUUCUCAAAAAGAAAGCAAUUACCGGAAAACCAAGCAAUAGAAGACUUGGUGUUAUAACGAAAGUCACAAUCAAACAUGCAGCAAGAUCUAUGUUUGUAACCGGAAUGACUACUGCUGCUGCAUUUUUAUCAAACUUUGCCAGCACUGUCACAGCGAUCAAAUGUUUUGGGAUUUACACUGGACUCACUGUGCUUAUGAAUUUAUUUUUAUGUGUUACAUGGCUUCCGGCUGCUGUUAUUAUACACGAAAGAAACUUUUCUGACCUAUACACAAAAUUAUUUCAAUGUUUCCAAACAAGAAGAAACACUUGUGGAUAUAUCAAAAAGAAGUUUGACGAAGCAAGCAGGGUAUUUUUCCAUAAAUUACAAGUUUUCCUCAUAGUGAAAUGGCGUUGGUUUUGGCUUGCUUUUGGCACUAUUAUUGCUUUUGGUGGUUGUUUUGUAAUUUUUGUUAAUCCGAAAUUGCGGUUACCUACCACAAGUUCAUAUUUUCAAUAUUUCAAAUCGUCACACCCAUUUGAAAUGUAUACACAAAGCCACUCUGAGAUGUUUGCUUUUGAAAAAAGGGGACUGGGAUAUAUGCCCGUCACUAUUAUUUUCGGGAUUACACCCACAGACAAUGGAAAUCCAUUAGACCCUGACAACAGAGGUAAUCUUGUCUUCAGUCAAUACUUCAACAUGUCAGAUCCCCGAAGUCAAUCCUGGCUUCUUCAGUUUUGUAAAAAGAUACAAGAACAGGAUUUUUACAAGUCGACUGGAGAUGAUUAUCAAGAUUUUAGAAUGUGUUUCAUUGAGGCUUUUAAAAAGUGGAUGGAUUCUGUGGCAUGUCUUGUCGAUGGAGUUGAUUACACUCCUUGUUGCAAAGGAAGUACUUUCCCAUAUUCACCUUCGGUUUUCAACAAAUGUUUGAAAAAAGCUGUUCUACGUGUUUCAAAUACCCCAGGCAUACGUUUGGAUCGAAUGACUCCAGGACCAAGAUAUGACACCAAUGACACACUACGUGCAGUUAUCAUUGAAUUUCCAAGCUCACAACCUUACACUGGUUCAUAUGAAGAGGUCGCAGAAUUUUACGACACUAUUGAAACUUGGCUGAAUAAGGAGUUAGAAGAUGCACCACCUGGUCUUAGGGAAGAUGCCUGGUUCAUCAGUGAUUUGGAGUUUCAUUCCCUUCAACUUGGCCUUUAUAAAGGCACCAUUACAGCGAUAGGACUUUCUAUGGGUGUUGUGUGUGUCGCUUUAAUUUUAACAACGUUUAACAUAACCAUCACAAUCUUAGCGAAUCUGACAAUCGCAUUUACAAUAUUCGUAACAGUAGGUGUGUUAGUUCUCAUGGGCUGGGAACUAAACAUCCUCGAGUCAGUUACUAUCUCCAUUGCCAUUGGGCUCAGCGUCGAUUUUACAGUUCAUUAUGCAGUGGCAUACUUACUUGCACCCAAGCAAGACAGAACAUCAAGGGUCGAACAUGCGGCCAGCACCAUGGGACCUGCGAUAGCUCUUGCUGCUUUGACGACCUUUUUGGCAGGUUUGUGCAUGCUGCCUGCUCAAGUGACUGCUUAUUAUAAAUUUGGAAUUUUUCUUAUGCUGGUCAUGGGUGUGAGUUGGUUUUAUGGAACCUAUUUUUUUCAAGCAUUGUGCAGCACUAUUGGUCCAGAAAAUAACUGUGGCCAUUUGUCUGCUUGCUGUUGCAGACAAUGUAAAAUCUGUUCCAAAAGAAAGAGAUCCAAUAGAACUGAAUUAAAAAAUGAAUCUUCAACUUCUAAAUGUAGCAAAACAUGCUCUGACAAAAACAGAACUUCUUCUGAUAGUCAUUCCGUUACAGUAAUUGAAAUGUCAUCUUGCACAUCUACCUAACGAAAUUGAAACAUCUUAUUACACAAUUUUUUUCAUAGUAUUGCUUUGAAUUUUUCAUUGUGUACCUACCAGUUUGAAACCUGUUCCAGUGUUCUUCGUGAAAUCACUGAAAACUUGGCUGUUUUGGGAUUGAGUGAAAUGUAUGCAUGCUAGAGAUGGGAGUGCGAUUGUUAUCUAAUUUGACAAUAUCUGUUCUGGCUGGCAUGCCCUAAAUGUUGUUAAAGAUUUCGAUAUUGUUGAUUACCGUUGGCACUUUUGUUUUGAAUAACUGAGGUAUAAUAAAGUACAGUUGCAAUUUUUAUAGACACGUAAUACUGACUGUAACUAAUCAUUAUGAAAUUAAUAACUGAUUGCAGUUUUUUUCUGUCUCCUGCACCAAGCUUAACCUUCUAUAUCCACUAGAACCUUGUUCUUUUUUCCUCUUGUGUGUUAGUGAUUUUGACCAUUUUGUGCUUUCGAUUUGCUCUUCAUAUAAAUAUAUAUAUUUUAUACAUUGUGGCAGAAUAUGGUUUGUCUUAUUUGUUUUAUAAAUGGAGAUUAUUUCUUUUUGUCAAUAUUGAAAAUAACAUGUAUGUGAUGGAUUAUUUCAACUAGUAUAAUUAACUUUUAUUUUGCAUUGAAUAUAAUCAAUAAUUACCCAAUCAUGGAUUUUCAGUUUUUUAUUGUCUUUUUUACUCAAUAAUAUUAUGUACACUCUAACGUUCAA